UUCCGUAGCCUGCGCAAAUGUGUGACGUCAUGCCGGAGUGGUCUCAGCUCAUCCAAACAACGACGACUGACCGUCUCCGAAUACUCGAACCAUCACCGAAAGUCUUUCACAGAGGCGCUUAACGACAGCAUGGCUGCCCAGAAAAUAAACGAAGCCCACGAGCACAUAGCCAAAGCUGAGAAAUGCUUAAAGACAAGCCUGACAAAGUGGAAGCCGGAUUUUGACAGUGCUGCCUCAGAAUACGCUAAAGCAGCCGUGUGCUUCAAGAACGCCAAGCAGUACGAGCAAGCCAAGGAUGCUUACCUGAAGGAAGCCGAGUAUCAUACGGAGAACAAAACGCUUUUCCACGCUGCCAAGGCGAUCGAACAAGCGGGAAUGAUGAUGAAAGAGCAGAAGAAGAUGCCAGAGGCCAUCCAGUACAUCGAGAAGGCGUGCAUGAUGUACAUGGAGAACGGGACGCCUGACACCGCCGCCAUGGCGCUGGACCGCGCUGGGAAGCUGAUCGAGCCUCUCAACCUGGAGAAAGCGGUGGACUUGUACCAGAAGGCCGCUGGUGUGUUUGAGAAUGAGGACCGUCUGCGUCAGGCUGUGGAAUUGCUGGGCAAAGCUUCCAGGCUGCUGGUGCGGUUAAAAAGGUUGGAUGAGGCCGCCGUGGCGCUGCAGAAAGAGAAGAACAUGUACAAGGAGAUUGAGAACUUUUCAAUGUGUUUCAAGAAAACGACGGCCCAGGUGCUGAUCCACCUUCACCGAGGCGACUAUGUUGCGGCGGACAAGUGCGUCAGAGAGAGCUACAGCCUGCCAGGUUACAGCGGCAGUGAGGACUGUGUCGCCAUGGAGACACUGCUGCAAGGCUACGACGAGCAGGAUGAGGAUCAAGUGUACCGGGUGUGCAACUCCCCUCUGCUCAAGUACAUGGAUAACGACUACGCCAAGCUGGCCAUCUCGCUGCGGGUGCCAGGCGGAGGAGGAAAGAAGAAGAAGGCCGCUGCACCAGGGGGCGCCAGCGGAGACACGGCCGCUGCAGAUGAGGAUGAGGAUGAGUACGAGGGGGGGCUUUGCUAACCUUAUCCCACCUUCCGUCUAAGACCUUCACCAACUCUCUGCUGUCAUGGCCGCAAUGAGCCCAUGUUGUGAGGAAAAAAAAUACAAAGUUACAUUACAAAUACUUCAGUAGGUGUCGCAGAUGAAUUUUAAUUUAAGGUGGAAGUAUGUAAAUUGUGUCAUUUCCGAUCAUUGUCACGUGCACGUGUCCAUUUGUUGUGCGUCUUGAGAAAAUAAAAUUGUAAAAUGUGUGUGUGCAGUAGCUCUUGAAUUAAUUCAGAAUCCCAAUAAUGCCCGAAUGCAUGACUCUACUAGCUCAACGCAAUGCCAAUGAAUACAAACAGGUCAAAGGACAGAUUGUAGACAGUUAUUUCCUCUUUGUCUACCUCCCAACUGUGUGUGGGCUACCAAUUUUAAAGCAUUUUAUCCUAAAAUGUUGAGUCAUCUUACUGUUUUUAAAGGAAAUCACAAUAGAGGGAUGUUUUUUUUGUGCUCAUGCCCCUGUGUACAUUCCUGAAGAAGCUGCUAUUGUAUCUGAUGUAUAUAUGACAUGCACAGACGAAUAAACAAUCCAUUCUGUGGGAUUCAA
Hippocampus comes (tiger tail seahorse) is the source of this 1630-nucleotide messenger RNA. It is a transcript of the gene napgb, whose product is annotated as N-ethylmaleimide-sensitive factor attachment protein, gamma b. Gene Ontology annotation, molecular function: syntaxin binding; soluble NSF attachment protein activity. The transcript is spliced from 12 exons. The record is from RefSeq and is a predicted model, not a curated record. Gene Ontology annotation, biological process: intracellular protein transport. Gene Ontology annotation, cellular component: vacuolar membrane; SNARE complex. Lineage: Eukaryota; Metazoa; Chordata; Actinopteri; Syngnathiformes; Syngnathidae. Bases 130 to 1062 code for a protein of 310 amino acids.